AUGCCCACCAAGUCAAGCAAACAAAUAGCUCCCAGAAGCCCGGGCAGGCCUCGCAAAGCGGCCCCUGCCGCAGAACCAGCCACCACAAGAGCUGAACCAGCGGAAGCAUCAUCACCUGCCACAUCACCAACUACAUCACGGAAGUCAACGGGCGGCAAAGCAGCCAGCAAGGGAGUCGCCAAAGGAACGGAAAGCGGAGUAAAGAAGUCUAAAGCAGCAAAGAAAACCUCAAAUGUCCAACCCGGUGAUCCCACACCCACAGGCCGCCGCCGCCGCUACAAGCCCGGCACCGUCGCAUUGAAAGAAAUCCGCCGCUACCAACGUUCCUUCGACCUUCUCAUCGCCAAGCUUCCUUUCGCACGUCUGGUCCGCGAAGUUGCGCUCGAUCUCCUCCCCGCAGAAGUAGGCGCCUCGUUGCGCUGGCAAUCGCAAGCUAUUAUGGCGUUGCAGGAGGCCGCCGAAGCUUUCCUUGUGCAUUUGUUCGAGGAUACAAACCUUUGCGCCUUGCACGCGAAGCGAGUCACCAUCAUGCAAAAGGACAUCCAGCUUGCGCGUCGGAUUCGGGGCGUUUGGGCUGGUCUUGGCUAA
Molecule: messenger RNA, 588 nt
Organism: Penicillium verhagenii
Lineage: Eukaryota; Fungi; Ascomycota; Eurotiomycetes; Eurotiales; Aspergillaceae
Product: histone H3 family protein
Exons: 2
Coding region: 1-588 (195 amino acids)
Cellular component (GO): nucleosome
Molecular function (GO): structural constituent of chromatin; DNA binding; protein heterodimerization activity
Source: RefSeq, a predicted model, not a curated record